Messenger RNA from Sphaeramia orbicularis (orbiculate cardinalfish), 5608 nucleotides. RefSeq names its product multivesicular body subunit 12Ba (gene mvb12ba). Gene Ontology annotation, biological process: viral budding; regulation of epidermal growth factor receptor signaling pathway; virus maturation. Gene Ontology annotation, cellular component: late endosome; ESCRT I complex. Lineage: Eukaryota; Metazoa; Chordata; Actinopteri; Kurtiformes; Apogonidae. The record is from RefSeq and is a predicted model, not a curated record.
GUUAUUAAUCUCGCUGAGCACCACAAAGAUGCCUGAGGUUCGGGACCUUUCUGAAGCACUGCCAGAGAUGCCCAUGGACCCCAUCACCGGAGUCGGUGUAGUGGCCUCUAGGAACAGAGCCCCCACUGGAUAUGACGUGGUCUCCACAACGACAGACGGCCUGGAUGCUGAUCUAUGGAAAGAUGGACUCUUUAAAUCCAAGGUGACCCGCUACCUCUGCUUCACCAGGGUCUUCUCAAAAGAAAAUAGCCACUUAGGCAAUGUUCUUGUGGACAUGAAGCUGAUUGAUAUAAAGGACACCCUGCCUGUGGGUUUCAUCCCGAUUCAGGAGACUGUCGACACUCAGGAGCAGGCCUUCAGGAAGAGGCGACUCUGCAUCAAGUUUAUUCCACGGGACUCCACAGAGGCAGCCAUUUGUGACAUUCGCAUCCUGGGACGGUCCAAGCAAGCCCCUCCUCAGUACACGUUUAUAGGAGAGCUCAACAACAUGGGAAUCUGGUAUCGCAUGGGAAACGUACCCCGGGCCCAGGACUCCACACACACUCCAAUCACCAACAACAUCCAGAAUGUGAACUCCACCUCCAGUUCAGCCCCAGUCCCACCAGCCCCUAUGCCCAAACAUAUUUCCAUGACCCUUCCAGCCAGUUUCAGAGGGAAGAACACCACUAGACCAGACUAUGAGCACCAGAACUCCAACCUGUAUGCCAUCUCAGCAAUGGAUGGAGUGCCUUUCAUGAUCUCUGAGAAGUUUGCCUGUGCCUCUUCUGAUCUGCAGCAGGUGGAUCUGAUGGGCAUCACAAUCAAAUCACUGGCUGAGAUUGAGAAAGAGUAUGAUUACAGUUUCCGUACAGAGCACAGCGCAGCGGCCCGCCUCCCCCCCAGUCCGACACGGACCUCCCUGAGCUCCGAGGCCUGAAGAUCUGCUCCUGACCCCCCAGUCCCACUCACCACAAAAAACACACACCAACAGGAGAGACCUGUACACAACUACUGAAGCCCAACAAACAUAAACCCACCUACGACAACAGAAUUAAACCAAACAAACAGGCUUUUGGAUUAUAUUUGUUUUUUGCGUAUUUAUCGAGUGGGUGAAAUGAAAUGGAAGAGGCAUUUCUAUUAAACUGCAGACGCUCAAAAGACAGAAGCCGAACUCUGAGGGACUCAGUCGUUCUGUCUUUAACCACUAUGGCUCUUAACAUUGUUGGACAGAGCAGGAAACUGAGGAAUCUGGCUCCAACGAUUUUUAAGAUGUGUCUUCUAUCAAGCGAUUGUGAAGUUGUGUUCCACUGUAAAGAUAUAACCACAGCCCAUCUGAAAGACUCAUUUUAGACAAGAAAAGAGGACAAGAAGAGGAUCCUUUAUUCUGAUGGACGACUCUGUUUCAGCCAUCAGGAGUCCACAAACAGCAAAGAGCAACUCGAUGGGAUUUAGUUUUCACUCGUACUGUGCUUCCGAACGGAGGCCGAUUUUAUUUCUCCUCUAGGUGUUACUGUAAUAUACUGGUGUGAUGUGAGUGCACUUUGUUUUUGGGGAAUUUCAGUGUGCUUUCCAUUUACCACAGACAUUCUGUCAUAUAUGAGCCGUCAUCAUAGUUUCAUCUGUUCAUCUGGACACAGUGCUGGAUGUUAUAACCACUACUCCUCUGGUUUCUGCCAAACACAACAUAACAUCUGCUUUUUUUUUUUUUUUUAACAACUGGGUCUCAUAUUUCAAUACUAGCGUCAUGGUAACAUUCACUUUGAUUACCUAUGGAUAUAAACAUUUGUCUAAAAACUGAGUAUAAUAUUUUACACUCUACUUUAAACCUUCCCUCUGUACAUAUUUAUAUGGAGAAAAUUACUUACACACACUUUGUCGCCUAACUUUAUGUUCUUGGUGCUGCAGAGUCAUCAAGGUAACUGUCAAAAUAACUCUUGAGCUUUGAUACCCUGCAAUUGUUUGAUCAUUACUCAGUACUGUGUUCAUUUUUUCGAAUACUCUGUAAGGGAAAAAAUCUGUGGCAUUAAUUUCCUGCCAAAAACGAACAAAAAAUUAAUGUGAUUCACAAACACAAUUUGGUCUGCAAAUGCAAAACAUGAUACAAAAUAUUAGUUUGAUCAUACUGUUUCCAAAUCUAACAGUGCAUUAGUAAAACAUGUUUUAUGUUUUUUAAGCUUUGGCAGGAAAUUAGCUCCAUAAAAAUGUUGCAGUGUCAGUAUUGUUUUAAGUUACAGACUAACUUUAAUCACAUACGAACAAAACCAAAGUUGGAGUCCAUUUGUUACAUGUUAAAUAAAUUUCAUAUGUACAGUUAUUUACAGUCUUAUUUAAUCACUGUGACUUAACAGAUACUUUUAGCUUGAAGCCGUUUAGAAACUCUGUAGUUUGUCAGUUUUUUAUUUUGACCAGAUGACAUGUGAAGCCCACUAACUCGCAACCACUAAAACACACACUCCUCUACAUGUGAUUUAUAGAUUUACUGAGUUUUUAAUCAGUUCUGUUUCAUUUUGUCUUCCAGUCUGCCCUCACUGAUUAUUGUUUAGGACAUAUGUUGUUUCUUAAAAAGCUGUAAUUUUGUAACAGGGUGAAACCUUAAGCAGCUACAAAGGUGGAGUAAGUGAUUUUAACCUGAUACUUUUUGUCACGAUCUGCAGAUGUGUUUGUGUCAGCUGUGGAUAUUUAAACUGGGGGAAAACAACAUGAUUUCAGUGAUAAAACCAUGUUCUAUUUGACCUUAUAUUUUGUAAAGUUUUCCUUGUUAGCUGCAUUGGCACUGAAACCACGUCUUGACCAAGCUUUGCAUCAAUCUGGGGGGUGGGGGUGGACACACAACUCUGUUUUUCAGCGUUUAGGGCACACGUGUAACAGGCAGGGGAGGUAGGCAGCAGGCAGGCAGGGCUGUGAUGCUGCUAGUUGUAAGGAGGUAGUCAGCCACUGAUGUAAAUGUAGUUUUCAAGAAGUACUAUCCAACCAUAUAAUUUUGAUGAGAAAUUAAUAAAGUUCCGAAGAAUAGAGGCUUGAUGUUGUGUAGACCUAUAUUCCCAGCAGCUUGCCUCAAGCCUCUGGCUACCUAACAAUUUCAAAGAAGGAGAAUCACGAAAAAUGCUCCAAAAUGUUGAAUUUACCUUUUCAAAGUCAGCAUUUUAUUCAAAGUGUAGUUCUCCAAAAGUACUUUCAGAAUAUAUAACUUUCAUAGAAGAAAACUUACUUUUAGAUAUGGAGAAAUUCAUCUGCAGCUGAGUAUGGCAGAAUGACCUUCUCUGACCGACUGGCAGUUACACACUAUGAGAAUCCUAAAGUUUCCUGGUUUACCCAGAAUACAGGCAUCUUUAUCAGUGAAAUUGUCACGGAGUUAGUUUAGACAAAGUACUGUAUUUGCAUGUCAUCAAAUCCAUGUGUCUUUAUAUUUUGGUGAUGGCCAGCAGACCCAAGGAGUCUGGACCUCAUGUGAAAUUAAGAAACAGACAUCCUGAUUACAAGUUUUUGUAAAUUGCUAAAUACACACCAAUUGAUGGCAAAUUUGAUAUGGAUGUUUCGCUUACCUUCUUAUCUGUCUGCAAAUGUCAAAAAUAAUUAGGAUCUGACACCUUAGAGCCAUGCCAGGGAGGAGAAUGUGUAGAAAGAGUGUCUUGUUACAGUGGAGAAUGCUAACAACAGUUUUGUGAGAAAAAACACCUUGAAAUGUAAAGAAAUACUUUUAAAAAGCACAAAUAUUUAUGAACAUACAUUUAGUUAAGAUUCUGCAGAUUAAAUAUAUAAUUGAUUGAUUACUGUGUGAUAAAAACUUUAGGAGUUAUUCAGUUUUAAAUGUUGAGAGGUUCUGCUUGUAGUGAUUGAUACCCGUAAGCUGAAAAACAGAACAGAUCUGUCAAAUCAAAAUGCCUGGGACCAGUGUUAGCAGCUUAAUAUUCAGUUACUAGAUGUGGUAACCUUUAAUAUGUCUACAGUGACUUCUUCCUCUUAAAUAUAUUUACCAGUAUUUUUCAGUGGGUGUGUCACUGUUUGAUUCUCAUUCAUCAUUCGAUCAAUCAGCAGCCAGAUUGACGCAUGUAUCAGCUGUGACUGGAUGAAUCCAUCACUGACCACCUUGUGUUAUUUCAUGUGAAUAACUCCAGAUUUGUCACCAUAGACAGAAUUUCACAGACACAUGCAGAUAGUGCUUUAGUGACUUUUCCUGCAGACUUACAUAGUUGAUAAUAUUGGCUCCUCUAGUUUCUGUCCACAUAACACUUUCCCCAGUUAGGAUACAUCCUUGAUGGUGAUGGGCGGAGCUUCUUAAAAGAGGCAUAUCUUUAUUCAGCUUGAGCUCAAAUAGCACCAGUUUCAGGAAUUGCUUACUCCACCUUUAACUUGUUCAAGGUUCAGGUCUGCUCUCAGAUUCUCCUCAUGUACGAUCAUCUUUGAACCCAGUCAUUAAGAACAUUUUAAUGAACCAACAUGUCUGUUCCCAAAGAUCCAAAUGUGCAGACUUUAAUUGGAAACACACUCCUCAUCUUUACUCUGGUUUACUAUGUUUGUUUUUUUUUCAUACUCCACUUCAACUCUUCAUUUUUUCUGACACUCACGUUGCUGAUAAUGUUGUUUGCUUUUAAUGUGACUUUAAAAUGUUUACCAGUGUAAUUUACCACUGCUCUGCUUCUCCCAAAAUGCAUGGAUGAAGUCCCAAAAGGUUUUAUUUUAUUCUGUGUAAGAUUAAAAACCUGUAGGAACAAGUUAUUAUCUCAAAAUAAUAAUACACACUAAGAAUAACCGGUGUACACAUCAAACGUCACCUUUUGGACACUUAGGGGCUUCAUAAAGUCAUAUUUUCACUCACAAAUUGCUCAACUUCUACAAACAUGCACUUGGGAAAAAACAAAGUGGAACCAGUAAGCAACACCUCAUAAAUUGGAACAGCUUUUAGUGUUUUUUAAUGUUAUUACGGCAGCUUUUUCUAUUUUAGUUUUUGCUGUAUAGCUCUGCUUCUGUCCUAUCAUCCAUAAAGAAAGAUACACAAAGGACAUGUCAUGCUAAAGUUGACUCCAUUGAGGUGUCAGAAUCAGUAUUUUUAAUGUUUGUCCCAUUAUGUACAUGCAGUAUUGUUCUAAAAGGACUUUGUUUUACCAGACAGACCGAGAUGUUGACGAAAAAAUACAGUUUGAUGUUUUUGGGUUUUUUCCCUAGUUCUAACAGCACGAAUUAACGACUUUUUGUUUCUUUAAUUUAUUAGUUAUUUCAGUAUUCUGCCCAUGUCGUUCUGAAACGCUCUGUUGUCAUUAAUUGUAACAUGUAGAAAUGUCAUUUGCACUGCUGACAUGUUCGAGGAGUGAAAAGAUAAACUGCCUGCCCUGUGAUAAGCUACAUAUGUACCAUUUCUCAGCUGUGCUGUUUACUUUCCAUCCAGUUUUGCUGAAUCAUUUAACUGCAUUAACAACCAGUACAACUCCUGCUGCUUCCAUGUGUCUGUUUGUUUGCAUGCUGAUGUAAGGUGUCAGAGUUUUCAAUAGGAUGGUUAUUUUUGUAGGUUAUUAAUCGAAAGUCACAGUUUUUUUUUUUUUGUCUCAAACAGAUUAAAGCCACUAAAAUAAAACUGCAUCAGCUGAAUUUGUAUCAAGGAGGUUUAAUUAAACUAUGACAAGCUGAAGACUGA